AAGCUUCAGUCGAGACGCGUCAGUUCACAGACGACCUCCGUUCCGUCGAAUGUGAGCGGAAGUUUUAUUUGACUGUACAAAAUUUUCGAGUUCUCGCAUCGGGCAACUCGCCGUCAAAAUUGGUGUUUCCCGAAGGUCGAACUGGUGAUCAUGAAAAGUGUGAGAAUGUCCGAGAUCGGCUAGCAUCGGCGGGAAAUCGAGGAACAAGUGGAAAAACGACUCUCGGACGGCGAGGAUGGCGUGCAAAAGUAAUUGCUGUUUUUGAUCGUCGGGGACAGAGAGAGGAUCGCGGAAGGCGCACACGUCCGUGCUGCGAGAGACGAACGAUGUCGGCGAAGCUUCGAGCGAGAUCUGCUCUGCGGGCUUCAAGCGUUCAACUUCGCGGCACGAGAAGAACGAUCGUCUCGUAAGACAGAGAUACGAAGGAAGUCGUCUUAAAAUCGUUGCUGGAGAAACCAAGAUAUAGAAACAAAUUAAGAAACCUGGGGAAGUCUUAGCACUUGCCUUGCGAAGAAGUAUUUUGAUAAAAUAGUGGACGAUUCGCUGCAAGAGUUCGACGAUCGAAUCGGACGCGAUCGUUGGGAAUCGUAUCGUCGUCGAUAAUCGCACUCGACGGCUGAUCUUCGUUGUUCGACGCGUGCUUGUCGCGCUCUACGUGCCCGAGGAGCUCGAGGAUUCGCGAUCAAAGCUGGAGCUGAACCGUGGAAUCGCGAGUCCUUUUAUUCCUGCGUCGAAGUUAGCUUAGUGCACCGAGCGUGUGAAACGCGAUCAAAGUGAAGUGUCCCGGUCUCGGUGAGAUGGCCUUCAUGAUGAAGAAGAAGAAGUACAAAUUCUCGGUGGAGGUGGACCUGGAGGAGCUCACCGCGGUGGCGUUCGUCAACGCGGUGCUGUUCGCCAAGCUGCGACUCCUCGACGGCGGAUCCUUCGUGGACCAGUCGACGAGGGAGGAGGUGCAAGAGCACACGGUCAGAUGGAACGCCAGAUUCGAGUUUCUGUGCAAGAUGAGUGCCAACGCGUCCACCGGUGUCCUCGAUCCGUGCAUCUUGAGGAUAUCCGUGAGAAAGGAAUUGAAGGGAGGCAGGUCCUUCCAGAAGCUCGGCUUCACCGACCUGAACCUCGCCGAAUUCGCUGGAGCUGGACUCUGCAGAACGAGGUGCCUUCUGGAAGGUUACGACGCAAGGCAUCGACAGGACAACUCCAUGCUACGCGUUGCCAUCAAAAUGAACAUGCUGGCGGGAGACAUUCUGUUCAAAGUACCCUCUCCGUCGCUGAAGCAAACGCAACUCGCAGUGCCAGGGGUACCAGGUAUCCCUGGCGUGACUGCCGACGAGGUGGCCGCGUCGGAGAGGUGUACCAACCGAGAGGACUAUGUCUCCAGCGGGUCGUUGGCUGGAAGCAUAGCCAGCGCCAGCAGUGGUUUCGGCAGUCUUCCCAAAAAGAGGCCUGCUCUCUUUACCUCAGAGCUCCUUAGCGGAGCGGAGUCGUACGAUCCCAUGACCCUAAGCGAGAUCGUACCAACAGCUCUUCCAGUGGAGACACUAGCUGAAGCGCACACAGAGUCGGGUCACUCCCGCAACAGCAGCAACACCAGUCAGCUGAGCAAAGGCUCGGGCUACGGGUCGUUGAAUUCCCAUAGUCAGCAUAGUAGGCAGAGCAGUAGUGGUGACAGUGGCCACAUUAGGUCACCCUCCUGGCCGGUAUGGGCUCCGCGCAUUCCCAACCCGUCUCAAGCCCUAUCCACCAACCAGCAGCCCCACAGACCCGACACAUGUCUCGAAUCCACCGAAUCCCCGUCCUCGUCCUCCCUGAUGCUGCUGGACCCACGUAACCGGUUCUGGUCCGCGUCGAGUCCUCUGUCGUCCCGCGACGGGAGAUUGGACGUGCGGAAUUCGUCGAGGGGGAGAACGAGUGUCGUGGCCGUCCCUCUGGCGUCCAACGAUCAGACGUCGUCGUCACGGGCGUCGAGGAACGGUGUCACGAGCGACGACGGUCGUCUAGGUGACACCGACAACGAGAACGCCGUUGACGACGAUGACCACCAGGCGGGCGUGUUCAGGGUACCCGGGCCCCAGGACGUGCCGCGACACUCGCGCAAGAAUUACGAGAGGAACAGCUUCGAGACGCGAAACGAGCUUAACGCCGCAAACUCGACGUCGAAGGACAGAAACGGGCAACAACAGAUUAGUAGCGCCGUGGCCGCGCCGGUCGCAAAGCCGAGAAUCGGUCAGCCAGGUUGGACGAGCAUAUCGAAAACCUGCGACUGCAUCGAGAAAGGCAAGACCAGCCCGGUUUUGCGAUUGGCCGAUCAGGCCAGGGCUGUAUCCUCCCCAGAUCCUCUUCAUAGGCCCGAUAACCCCAGAGCCUCGCUACGUUCCGCAACGACCGCUCAGACCCUCAGGGGUAUUGGCGGAGGCCACCGGAAGUUGCUGGACGGGGCGGGGGGCAAGCUGGCUACGGUCGCCACCAGCCCAGCGGACUCCGAGGAGUCCUCCUUAGGGGUACCGGAAGUCGCUCCACCGAGCUCUCAGCACCGAAACAGCAUAACCCCACCAAAUCCAUCCGGCGGCUCGGGUCUCAGCGAAACGGGAUCUUUGGACCGAGCAAAGGCCGCGUUGGAGCGUAGGAAAAAGGCUGAGGAUGGCACAGGGAAUCCCGUGUUGUGCAGGGUCGAAGUGACCAGGCCGAAUGCGGACUCUCUCAUCGACGAGCUAAUCAAAGCAACGAAUUUGGAGCAGACGGAUCUCGAGAGCUCCGAAACGACAGGGCUUCAGCUGUUCAUCGCGAAGGAUGGUACGACAGCGCUCGGUAACCACGAGGUGAAGAGCCAGAUGCCCGCCGGUGUGUUCAAGCAGGUGGUGAUGGAGGAGAAUAAUAGGUAACACGAAGCUAUCGCGACGAGGAGGCAGUACGCAAGACAGGCCAGCGCCACGUUCUCUUUGGCUCUGGUGCCAGAGCUCGUCUACGAGGCCUGCGAGCCCCGGUAGUUGCGAGGACAACGAUACGAUAUGCCAGACGAGGGAAUCGUCGAGACGCAGAACACCGACGAAACGCAACGCGAAUGCAACCCCGACGACCGUCGCCUAAUUUAUCAUUUCAGUUGGCGUAGCCGUAUCCUGACGACGUUCGGUGCUUCACGGGUUUCCCAGGCAUGUCGAACCGAUCGCUUAUUUUUCGAAAACGACCAGUCCCCGUUUAAAAUAAAACUCAGGAACGCUUCGUUCAAUCCGUGAUCCGCAUAACCUCGCGAUAAAUUAGCGAACGCAAGUUAUACUGAUAUGAAUCAGUGUUGGGAAAAAUCUAAUCGACGUUUAACAAUACCGACUAAUCAGCAAUUGUGACCAUCUAUAAGUUAUUAAGCGGUCGCGAUUAAUCGCAAAUCGUUUGUUGAUUAAUCUGACAAUUACGAGUGUUGAUUACAAGAUUUGUCGUUCUGUAUUAAUUACAGGGAUCAUCUAUGCUACGUGACUUGAUGAUCGAUUAUCUCAUGAUAAUUUCAUUCACGACAAUAUAUAUAUUCUCAUGGAUGACGCUUGUUCGGUUGACUACGUCAAUACUCAAAAGAAUUUUUCGACUUUUUUGCAGUUACAAAGGCUUUGCCAUCUCAUAAACACCGUUUAAAAUUAUCAUCACAAAUCUUUGUUUUUCUCGUGUUCAAUCGAUUUACGUUUCAGUCGAUCGUGUUGAAGGGUGAUUGCCUGGUAGCCUCGAACGGUGUGCUGCGAGGCAAAUGAAUGCAGGAGUUUGUAGGUAGGUAAAUAAAUAAUCUAAAAAAUGUCAAAAUCCACAGACCGCGGGCGGGCCGAAUUCAUUUUGGCUCAAAGGGCCAAUUACAUUUCGCCGCUGAAAAUAUUUUAAAAAGUAUAUCCCCUUUAAAAAAAAAAAAAAAAAUAAACAAUAACUCCCGUAGAAAUAAGUGAAAGUUGACGAUUAUUUAUAAAAUGAUACGAGUACUGUAAUUCCUUUAAAGGCAUUCUUUGUAUUUCAAAACUAUCGACACGAAUCUAUAGUCCCAAAGAUAGGCAAAAAAAUGGAGAAUCAAGGAUUAAGCGAGACACAAGAUGUGACAGACCUCUCGUUUGACAUGCCUGGGAUAAAACUUAAACGAAGAAUGUCUCGUUUUCCCCGUGUAACCGGUCGAUCGUGUCCCGAUUUAGUCUUAAAUUCGGGCGAUCCCCAAUCCGUUGACUCUGUUCAGGAUCCAAGACUGUGAUCGAAUGUUGAACAAGCGCGAAGGCCAAAACGCUUGGCGAGGAGGGAGGUGAUAAAGUGCAGGCAUGAACGAAACUGUUCCUUAGACAUGAAUGACGGAUAUCAAAUAAAGUAUAAACGGUCGUUCGAUAAAAAUUAGACAAUGAAAUAUUUUACGAUGAACGAUUCAAAGUUUAACGGUCGAAUCGAAUAAACGUCACGAAUAAAUUAUUCUUGUCUAUAGUCUUAUUCGUCAUCUUUAUUCGAAGUUUCGCUCAUCCCUGGUGGGAACGCCUCUGCGGUAAGGCGCGAGAGUCGGGGUCGCGUUCGAGCGAGGAUUCGAAAGAUGCGUGUAUUUUCUUCCGCGAAGUCGAGGCACAAUGAUUCCCCCUACGAGCGUGCUUCGAGGAGAAACGUUUAGUGACUAAACUUUAGUCGAUAAUAUUUUAGAGACUACGGUGUCCCGAGGACACGUAGCUGUACAAAGGAGCGAAGCGAGAAAUAUAAACGUUACGGAGAUACCAGUGUUGGGCGGAGUGUGAUCAAAGUUGCGAUUGAAACGAUCGCUCGCUACGAUUGACGAUUGAAUUAAUCGUGAGUUGAUCAGAGAAUAACCAUCGAUGUAGUCAACGAUGGCUGGUAUAGAACUCGUAGCUUUCUUUCUCCCGAUUAUCCCUACGAUCUGCUUGGAUAUAAUUUUUGUAUUUACGUUCUCUUUUUUUUUCUUUUUUUUUUUUUUUUUUUUAAUUAUUUAGCGACAGGAGAAUGAUGGUAAAUGUUUCGUGUAUGUAUUAUUUGUUGAUAGGACGGCACAAGUGAGAUCGCAUAACAUUUUGAAAUAUAUUUAUUGAGACACACACACGUACGCAUAUACACAUUGAAAUGUAUUAUAUCAUCUCACUGUAAUUUUCUCUGUUAUCAAAUAAUACCCUUGUGCAACGAAUAAACCAACGAUGCCUCGCAGGCGACAUACGAUUAAUUUGGCCAAUCGAGGAUUACAUCAGUUAGAAUCAGGUAUUCGAUACAAAAUUGAUACCUCGUGAUCGACAAAGAUACAGUCAAGAUCGUUCGUUCGAUACCGAUUUUUCCUUCCAAUUUGACAUUCUAUUUAUGGGUGGACGAUAAAGUUACGACGCGUCGAGGUGCUCCAUCGUUCAAUUUAUAUAUUCUUUUCAUAAGUCGAAAACAGAUGUCAGGUUCAUGUAUCAUAAAUUCGCUUCUCAGGAGAUAGGUGAUAAAUCAAUGUUUUCAACGUGAUGGAAGAAAAAUUAAGACAUCAGCGCAGUCAAUUAUUUAUGAAAUGCGAAAAAAUUGGUUUUAGUACUUUUGCUCGUCGAUGCAUAAGAAUAGAUAAUAUACUCUUCGACUGUUGCGUAAGAUAAUUCGUAAACGACUUUCCAGCGCGCAAACUUGUAUUACGCUCGGCACAAUAACGAUUACUUUCCUCCUGGAAUGAAUUUUUCUUUUUGCUCCGCAGUCCUCUGUUUUUUUUUUUCAGACGACAAAACAUGUCGGAUGCCGUGGAGCACUCGUUGGGCUAGUCUAGAACAGCCCAGCAUUUAAAAAGAGAAGUCUCGGUUAAUUAUUCAUUUUACUAUUCACUCAUUCGAUCAAAAUAAAAAUUCAUUUCGCGUUACCCUCGGACUACGGAUUUUAUACAUUUACGACGUACAAAUGCAUACCAGCCAUACAUCAAAUAUAUCCUAACAAUAUUAUUUCAUUUUGCAUAAGUGAGCAUAGCUAUCGGUUAUGUUUUGCAUACGUUUAUUACACAUAUUAAUUGAUAUAAUAAAAAAUGCAUAAAAUCCGCCGACCGGUCAUCAUAAAUGACGCUAAGUUGUUGUAUACUUCCUCGUAGAAUUCUUAGGUCGGUUAAAAGCGCGGAUCGUCAAUAGCCAAUUUACGAUUAACAUAAUCGUCGAUCGUGAAUGCCGAUCGCCGACGCCCAACUCUGCAACGACCUGUGUCGCGAUGUACAUUAUUGCUACGUAUUGUAAAUGUUAACUAACGUCGAACAGCGUGACGCACCGACGCUUCUCUUACUGCUUGUGUUCACGGUUCCUUUGUCGUCCGCGAAACGAUCGGUAGUUGCAAUAGCGUUGGACCUCCCGACGUUCAUUUUCGGCGCCCCCGAAUCAAGGAUGGCCCGUGCGAGUCGGCCCCAAAAGGCGUCGAGUCGUAAUCGUACAAAAAGAGGGAAAAGAAGAAAAAACAAACCGAUACGAUUUCGUCUCGCGUUCGCUAUCGUUUAAACCCCGUGCGCUUUAAACAAAUCGGUUCUUCUCUUCGCACGUGAACCGGGGACUCGCGUCGAUGUCUCCGGUGUUACGAACACGUAUUUAUUUUUAUUCUCGGAUUUACGCUCCCACUUUAUAGUAUUCCGUGUAAUAUACCGCCCCCUGAUCGUAUUUUUUUUUUUUUUUUUUUUUUUUUUGGAUUUUACGCUGCUGUUAUUUCGUUUACGAUUCGUUUUUAAGCGAAACGAGCGUCGCUCCGUGAUAUUACUGUAAUUAUUAUACUCUCAAUCUCUCUUUCUCGGCCCACCCCCGUGACAUCCGUUCAGAGAAAAAAAAAAAAAAUGCAAACAAGCCUUCGACUUUUCGUUUCGGUGCAAUCGGCGUUUGCAUUAGCGAUUCGUUGUGUAUAUAUAGCCGUUAGUAAUUGUUACGUAGGUAAAUGACUGGUGUUGUUCGCGCGUAGCGAGCGGAGGAGAUGUAAUGAACUCUGGGAGCCACCGAUCGAAUAUGACGAACUCGACAAUGACUUUGCAUGUUUCCGCGCGUCCAGGGACAAAGUCGAUCGACCGAUCGAAACCAAUCACCGUGUUAAAUUAUGAUUAACCCGGGACUUUUACUUUAUUUAUUUAUUUCUCGGAGAAAUAAACGGUGUGUGCCUAGAGUAGGUAUGGGUGAAAUGUUUAUCUAGAUAACAAAUUUAUCCGUUGUGGUUCAAGGGGAGAAACCACGAUAGAGAGACGAAUACUAAGUGUUCUUCGUGAUUUCUUUUUUUUUUUUUCUACAGACAAAUUUUCUUAAUCUUUUUUAAACUUUGAGUAUCUUUUGGGUACGUUGUACAAUGCAUUUGGUAAUUUUUUUCAACUCAUUUGUGCCCUCUUAAUUAAGAAUUUUGUCCACCUCCGGGUAGAACUGGAGUCUUAUGAAUGUUUCGACGCGUGACAUUGAAUACGGGACAUUUCAUUGGAGUAGGAUAUUCAAAUUAGAAUAGAAAACGUCUUGCAAAAGUGUCAAGUCAAGGUAUACGUUUUAUUUGAUGGGAAGAAAUACGUAUAUCGAGUCAAUAAACUUAAGUAACAAUCUUACUGUUUAAACUUUAACCUUUGGUCGCGCUUAGCAUAUUUCAAUACAAAGAUGCACAAGCUUGUUUGGUAAUCCUGUGUCUUCACGCAUUGAUUUAAAUCCUAUUACAAUGGUUGAUAAAUUCAUAUUCAUAAGUUGAUAAAUUCAAAUUCAUAUGUUUAUCGAUUCAUACAAUAAUGAAGAUUUAAAUGAUAAUAUAUCUUGCCCUCUAAACAAUGUAACGUGUAUUUUAUACAUUUACUACUACACAGGAACAUGGUGGGGGUAGCUGAUAAAAUAUUACAUUACUAAAGAUUAAAACGAACACAGUUUCCCACAAACAAGCUUGGCAACUUACGUAACGUCUCGAGUCCAUCAAUGAAAGUGGGAGGGGCUAACCUGCUCUAGAAUAUGGUGGGGGUAUCUCGCCGACCUUGAACGGUCACUAAAGCGUUAUUUAGAAACAAACGUGGCCUCCCAAGAGUUCAAAGUGUCUCUCACGCCCGCUACACGUAUCCUUCCCUCCCUUUUCUCCUUCUAAACUCGUCCGUGGUCGGAGAUGGGCAAAAUUCUUAUCAUAUUCUUAUCAAAAAUUAGGGUUUUCAAUUAUCGAAUCAGAUCACGAAUUACGUUCGAUGACUCGUAGUAUGGAAACAAACGACCAUAUUUUUAUCCCCACGCCUGUUAUUCGAAUGAAAUUAUGCCCAUCCUCGACUGUGAACCGUGCCAGCGUACCUAGAAAAAAAGCGCCGCUGAGCAAAGAAAGAAACGUCAGAGCUAGCGUACGGGAAACCGUUCUGUGUAUAUAAUUAUAUAGGUGUGCCUGAAAUUUUUUGAGGGGAGCGGCGAAUACUUCCAGCGACACGAGGCAGUAAAAAUGAUGGAGAAAAAAAAACGGAAAAAAGAAAGGAAGCGAGCGUUACUCUCUCCCUGGAUCCUUGCGACCAGUCCUCGAUUCCACGUAGACAUACGAAAUGACGCAAAACAAACAAACAUACAAAACAAAAAAAACGCCAAAAAAGAAAAGUGUGUGUGAAGCCCUCUAGUAAUCGUGUGCACAAAAUCCGCUUUCGCUCCAAUGAAAGUUUUUUGUUUUUUUUUUUCAUCUCUGAAACUUCCAGACAGUAUUGGUUGCACCUUACCGUGGUGCAACCCUUUCUUGUAAAUGCGCCUCGAAGGGACAUAUACAUCCAGGAGAGUCGAAAAUAAAAUUUGAAAUUUUAUUAAUUAGAAAUUGGUAUCUAAUAUUGGUACGAUAAAGGUUAGACACGUUGAAAUUCGUGGUGGCGUGUCUGUUGAAUCGGAUACCCGCCGUAAUAUUCGAAUAAAAUAACAAAAAGGAGAAGAAAUAAAACCUAUAGUUAUCAACUUUUGCGACGAUUAAAAAAUAGUUAUGUCGAGACGAGGAUCGCUAUGUAUAGAGUUUAUACAUGGAAUUAAAAGAAAUUCUAUUCAGUUUCAUUCGGUAAACGUUUUGGUAGUUCCACACGGAACAUUGCUCGUAAAAGACGUCAUUGGUAACGAAAAAAGAAGAGAAGAACAAUUUUCUUUCUUUUUACCUUCCUACGUGCAUAUGUCCCCGAAGCACAGAGUCCUUCACUUUUCACAAAGGAGCUAGAAAAGUGAUUCUGUAAACAUCCCAGCGCCUUUGUGCUCCUAUCUCGGGUUAACGAAAUCCUUCCCGUUCAAGGUACAAAGCGACUCAUGCCCGAGACCGUGAUUGACGACCCGAGAAAUUCAAAUUAUGUGCGAGAACUUUUCCUUUCUCAGGGUUUCCGUUCGAAAUUCCGGUUUAUUGGACGAGUACGGACGUCCUCGACCUCGACCAUCCGCCUCUCCUCCAACCCCUUACCCCUUUUGGAGGACGUUAACGUUGUGAUAUGUUUACAAUAUUGUAACGAUUUGCUCGUCGUCGCCUCUGCGUAUUAAAAUAAAAUUAAUUAUUAGGUGUAGAAAUUAAUUUCGCGCCUUUGUGUAGAAUUAUUUAUUAACUCUAGGUAGAUUGUCAUAAGGAGAAAUUAUAUGGUGUAAAUAAUUUUGUUGUACGCGAAGCAGCGGUGGAGAUUUGAGGAAGAAAUGAAUCUUUUUAAACGAAACCUUCAGUCCCUAAUUGGAGUUGAAAUCCUUCGUUCGAUCUUUGCAAUGACCAUCAGGUUGAGACUUAAGUUAUGUAUACAAAUACAUUGCAACGGAGAUCAAGUUUUAACGUAGCAAUUAGAGUUAUAAAUUAUUGAGUACAAAGGCACAGAAUUAAUUUCUACGUCUAAUAGAGUCUUUCGGUUUUGGAACUGGCGUCUAGAACGCCCAAGGGGAUUCGGCUCACCCACGACACCCCUAAGCUCCGUGUUCCGUCGUCUUUGUUUCUGAUUUGUAAUCGUUGACGUUUCGUCGGAUCCUUCAUUUUGUGAAAUGGACGCGAAACUACCAUGUGCUGAUAAUAACACUUUGAAAAUCA
Messenger RNA from Hylaeus volcanicus, 9939 nucleotides. RefSeq names its product early estrogen-induced gene 1 protein. The transcript has 10 exons. The record is from RefSeq and is a predicted model, not a curated record. The coding region runs from base 798 to 2879 and encodes 693 amino acids. NCBI's taxonomy places the organism in Eukaryota, Metazoa, Arthropoda, Insecta, Hymenoptera, Colletidae.